CGCGGCCCCGGCGUACCAGAAGGGGGUUUUCGCUGGCCCUACGUAGCUGGCUCCCGAGUUCGACUCCGACGCCGCGAGACGCGAAGUAGCGUAGAGGUGGUGACGAGACGACCGAACGACCUCAACCAACAACCAGACCCCGUGUCAUCAUCGGCCCGUGUGUACGCGAAACCGUCGCGACAAGUGCGGUAAAAAAGCCGAAGCCCCCUCGAUAAGCAGCCGAAACCAUGAGUUACCAGAAGGGAGGCGUCCUGAGCGUCAGCCUACGGCGAGACUUUAGCGCCACGCCGUGGGGAUUCCGACUUCAGGGCGGCUUCGACCUCAACGCCCCUCUCACCAUCCAGAGGGUGUUUCUGGGUAGCCCUUCCGAGGGCGAGCUGCACCGCGGUGAUCUGGUGCUCAAGAUCGGCGAUCGCGACACGUCCCGCAUGACCCACAACGAGGCGACCGAACUUAUCCGAAACAGCGGCAACAACCUGAACCUGGUCGUGCACAGGAGUCCCGGGCCACACUCGCCGGCCUCAACCCCGACGACGCCCAAGCCUGCCGGCAUGGUGUCCGGCGGCCACCCUCUGGCCGGCGCCACGUACCGGCCCGCGGGACCGCCGGCCUAUGUGUCGCCGCAGAGCCCCGGCAUCACCAUCACGACGCAGAACGUUACGGUGCCAGCGUCGGGCCCCUACCAGGACGGCCAGUACCAGUACGAGCUGCGCCAGGGCUUCCUGGUGCCCGAGCCGCUUGUCGAAAACAAGAUCGACGCGCUCAAGGAACAGGCCAAGAUUACCAACCAAACAUACAGGACUACUCCCCUGAUCACACCGUCCGCGAAGCCGCGGCGUGAUGUGACCAUCGGAUCGUACCUGCGGCACGUGAAAGAGCCCUACUUCACCACCAUGAAGAUGCCCGUCGACAGCCUCAACAACCCUGAAGCAAUUGCCAAGAAGGUGCAGGAGACGGUGAACCAGGUGGCAUCCGGCAGUAAUUCGCCGUGCUUCGGCCUGCCGGCCUCGGUGGCCACCAGCGGUGGCAGCGGCGGGCGCGUCACACCAGGCGCGGAUGGGCCCAAAGUCGUGCACAACGUGUACAACUCGCCCAUUCAUCUCUACUCGACCCAGAACGUGGCCGACACACUGGCCGCGCAGACGGGCCUCAAGGUCGGUCAGGGCAACCUCCAGCCAUCUGGAAGCGCCAGCCCUCAACAGCAGCAGCACUCACCGCGGAGCGUGGGCAGUGCUGGCAGCGGUGCGGGCAUGAUCAAGCCUGGCACCAAGCUGAGUAGCGCAGCCGACAUCACCAUGUCACCCACCUACCAGAUGAUCCACGGCGAGGAGUGGCGUGACAUCCGCAAAAGCGACCUCCAGGAGCACCGGCCAGUCCAGAAUCAGUUGUAUGCUGUGCAGCCAGACUACGGCAAUGCCAUCAACGCGUUCGGCGCGCCCAAGGGACGCAUCCAGCAGUCCAACAGCUUCAAGACUAUCAUGUCCACUGUCAUGACACCAAAGCUGCUCUAGAGCCACUACCUUUGAUGAAUGCCCCUGUACACGAAUUCAUGUUUAUAGAGCCACACAAGGUUAGAGAAGGUCUCUGUGAAUGUGCUUUUUACCCUCAUGCACGUCAAGGAAAAUGUGCGAGUCUUUACAAACAUGAGUUCGUCUACAGAGCCCCUAUCCAGGAGUGCCUUUAACCUUCAAGUUUGCACAAAGAAGCUGACGAGGUCACUGUUGAGAGCACAAUGUUGUGAUGCACAUGAAGUCCAGAGGCACCAAGAAACAAGUGCUUACACAGUUUCCUCCAGCCAGAGAAAGGCAAUUUGCAACAAAUCAGUGGAGGUCUUCUCAGUCACGUGAUGUAGUCAAAGCCAUUUGUGCCUAACGAUCGCAGUUUCCCGAUUGAAGGUACCAAAAGAAAUGCUUGCGAUCUGUGAUCCCCGAGCAAACUUCAAUUUAAAGCUUGGCAAGAGAGCUAGUGCACACUAUGAAGAAUUAGUGUGUCUCUAGAUAUCCUCAAUGCCAUUAAACACCAUAAAUGUAAAGCAAGCACAUAACUGCAGUGUUAUGAAAACUACCAAAUUUUUAUAAUAUUGUUUAAUAAUAAUAAAUACAGCUGUUAAAAUAAUGCAUGUAAACUAUGUGGCAAGUACUAAAGGUUUGUCACAUAGUUUGGUAUGUCAAAAUAGUGAAUACACAGCUCUUUUUAUCUAUGAACAUUGAGCCUCUCUGCUGCUUUCAAGGAAUAAAAAUAAAUUUGUAAACAAUCUUCAGCCCACCAAGUUAAAUGGUUUAUGUUGCCAAAAUAGUGCUUCCGAGCUUGUGGAGGUUUGGUAUACGUUGUGGCAUAUUGCACACAACAUGCUAUUAGAACAUUGCAUACUGGCAUAAGCUAAGUUUAAGCAAGUCAAUUGAAGACUGAUGAGCUAAAAGAUUGAAAGGGUGACUGACCAUCCAUCAGUACAUUGUGACCAUCGUUGUAUAUCGCUCCAAGACAAUUGUGCUUGUUGGUGAUUGUGGAAGCUAAUGUUUUCCUGCUUUGGAAGGAGUGCCAUAUAAGAGUUCAAUGCCUCUGUGUUACACUGGGUGUCUGAUAGUUGGGUAGUUCACAAGAAUACCCUUUCAUAUCUUACAAUAUACUGAUUCUUUUUAUUUUCUUUUGAGUGAAACAUCUCUUCUGGAUACCACACAUAUCUAAGUGCUCUUGCAGCAAGGCAAAAUACAGCAGGUUUAAUUUUUUUUAACUGUAUUUUAUUCUGCUUGCAAUUUUUCUGUUUCCUGCAAAUGUCAUCCAAUUGUUCUGCUGUCAUCCAAUCCUUUUGUUGGCAAAUAUUCACAUGAAAUGUGCACUGAUAUUGUCAGGUAUAUACUGACAAACUAUCGAUCGGAAGAACCAGUUGAAGUUGAACAAAAUUUUUCCUCAGUGCAUACCAAGGCACAUAUACAUAAUGCAUUUUCGAGAAAAAGAGUGUGAUACCAAUGCUGCUAUGGCUUGACAUGCUACUUUAACUAAGAAACAAACUAUUUAUAAGGCAUGGAAGUGUCAUGUAGUAGCUUAAUUACACACAGCAACGGAAUGUUCAGCUGAACGCAGAUUUAUUUGUCACUGUACAGUAACUUAUUGAAAUAAAUCUCCUACAAACCAA
Messenger RNA from Rhipicephalus sanguineus (brown dog tick), 3133 nucleotides. RefSeq lists its product as uncharacterized. NCBI's taxonomy places the organism in Eukaryota, Metazoa, Arthropoda, Arachnida, Ixodida, Ixodidae. Gene Ontology annotation, molecular function: actin binding; muscle alpha-actinin binding. Gene Ontology annotation, cellular component: Z disc; stress fiber; filamentous actin. The coding region runs from base 228 to 1511 and encodes 427 amino acids. Gene Ontology annotation, biological process: actin cytoskeleton organization; muscle structure development. The record is from RefSeq and is a predicted model, not a curated record. The transcript has 6 exons.